UGUCUGAAAUACUUUUUAAAAUGUUUCUGUCACAGAUGCCGCCUCCAUGGACUUGGAAAUGAUCGAUGUGCAAGUUUUAGGAGACGCUUUUAAACGCUAUCUUGUGGACUUACCGAAUCCUGUCAUUCCAGUAGCCGUUUACAAUGAAAUGAUUUAUUUAGCCCAAGAAGUACAGAGCCCUGAAGAAUAUAUCCAGCUGUUGAAGAAGCUCAUUAGGGCACCUAACAUACCUCAUCAGUAUUGGCUUACGCUUCAGUAUUUGCUAAAACAUUUCUUCAAGCUCUCUCAAACCUCCAGCAAGAAUCUUCUGAGUGCAAGAGUACUCUCUGAACUUUUCAGCCCUCUACUUUUCAGAUUCCCGGCAGCCAGCUCUGAGAAUACUGAACACCUCAUAAAAGUUAUAGAAAUUUUAAUCUCAACUGAGUGGAAUGAACGACAGCCUGCACCAGGUAAUGCUUUCUGAACUUUUAAAAUUCUC
Molecule: messenger RNA, 478 nt
Organism: Leptonychotes weddellii (Weddell seal)
Lineage: Eukaryota; Metazoa; Chordata; Mammalia; Carnivora; Phocidae
Source: RefSeq, a predicted model, not a curated record